Molecule: messenger RNA, 1178 nt
Organism: Astyanax mexicanus (Mexican tetra)
Lineage: Eukaryota; Metazoa; Chordata; Actinopteri; Characiformes; Acestrorhamphidae
Exons: 2
Coding region: 113-844 (243 amino acids)
Molecular function (GO): ubiquitin-protein transferase activity
Source: RefSeq, a predicted model, not a curated record
ACUGUCAAAUGAGCAAGAUUCGUCUACUUCAUGUGGGAAUGAAUCUUUGCUAUCCACUUCCAGAUCUCUUCUCUCCACGGUUCCUACACCCUCCAUAACUACCAAUACUAACAUGUGUCCUCUAGACAUUGAGUCUCAGACCUCGACAACUUCACUGCCUCCCCUACUGACCUCCCCCACUCACAGUCUUUGCCUUCCUCCAGACACUGUACUCCAGCCCUCUACAACUCUUAGCAUUUUCCCUCCUAUACCCCUUGGGCCCCUCACCUCUACCACUCACAACAUUCGCCUUCCUCCAGACGCUAUACCACCCAUCACCUCCACUCACAGUAUAGUUCCUUCUCCAGACACUAUGGCCCUGACCUCCCCCACUCGAAGCAUUUCUCCUCCUCUGUACAUUGCAACCCCAGCCACCCCCACUCACAGCAUUUCCUCUCCUCUUGAGCCUGUACCCAUCUUAAGUCCCACACUUGAGGUAGACCAUGAUCUGGAUGAUCACUUCAUGUCAGAUGGGAUUGAUGUUUCAGACCUUCUUAACGUUCUUAGGUCACAGAUUGAUUUUGGGACUUGUCCAUCAGCCAACCUUAUUAAUGUUUGCCGUGAUGACAUCAUGGCAUGUGCAGUACGUGCUUUUGAACGGCCUUUGUUUGAUCCAAUGAAGAAGAUUGAUAUUAUAUUUGUGGAUGACUGGGACAUGUCAGAGGGUGCUGUGGAUGAUGGAGGCCCAACCAGGGAGUUUUCACGACUGUUGAUGCAGGCCAUUAAAGAGAGCUCUCUUUUUGAGGGCCCAGAAAACGAAAAACAUCUUUCAUUAGACUCGCAUGGUGAGUAUUUAGCAUAUUAAUAUUACAAUAUAUUAAUAUGUGUGUGUUAAAAUAUAUUUUUAAUAUUUGAAAUUCAUGCACUUACUAGUGCAUUCAUUCAGAUUAUUAGAGUAAGGCUGAAAAAUCAGUGGAAUAGUUAAUGAAGUGUAAUUAAACUUUUUGAUUGUUUCUCAUUACUGAGUGACUGCACCUGGAGGAAAUCAACACAAACACAGGGAAAGCAAGCAAACACCACACAGACAGGACUAUAGUCAUAUAAUAUAAAUCAAAACAGCCCUUCUUGGUGGAAGGUGACUAUGCCACAAAGCCAACUUUUUUUAUUUCUAAGUUCAAAUAAAGCAAAACAGACAACAC